CAGGCCCCGAUGCUCAGCCGGAAAUCCUCAUCAGACUCUAAGGAGCUUUGGGCCAUAGCCACUUUCCUCGGGUCGGAGUUGGGCAGUCCCCCGAUUUGUAUUGGAAGAAAAUCCAGAAAAGUAGCUGACUUGCCAACAGGGCUUGCCUAAACAGGCAUUAUUUUCUUGACUUCACCCAAGCGGGUAAAGGGAGGCAAGAGCUGGGGCCAGAACCUGUGGCGAAUCUGCAGCCUCUGGGACGUUUGGCCGCGCAAGGAAGGGGCAGGCAAGAGGAGCAGAGGAGCCCGCGUCUCGUCCACCCAUUCGCCCCGCCCGCCUGACGAAUCUGCGCCCGUUCAACGCGCCACUCAAAUCUCCCCAGCUCUGCCUGGCCGCCUCCCCUUCGCCCCGCCCCCUUUUCCUCGGGGACUAGCCGCUGCUUUCGUCGCCGCCGAUUCGUCAACGGCCCCAGGCCAGAGCAGCUGGACAGUCGUGGUGAAGCCCACUCUCCGGGGGAUGCGGCCAAUCUCCAGGCCCCCUAGGCUGCAAUUCUCAAGCCUCCUAGGGCGCCGGCCGAGGCGAAACCGCUAUCCUCGGCCCCGUUGGUCUCCCAGUGGCGCCCGUGGCGAAAGUGCGAAUGUCGACGCUGUGCCUGCUGGGCCUCGCGCAGUGUAAAUGAGCAAAGAUGGAUCAGGAAGGUGGGGGAGAUGGGCAGAAGACCCCGAGCUUCCAGUGGCGAAACUACAAGCUCAUCGUGGACCCUGCCCUGGACCCUGCCCUGCGUAGGCCUUCUCAGAAGGUGUACCGCUACGAUGGAGUCCACUUCAGUGUCAACGACUCAAAGUAUAUUCCAGUCGAAGACCUGCAAGACCCCCGUUGCCACGUCAGGUCCAAAAACAGAGACUUUUCCCUCCCGGUCCCUAAGUUUAAGCUGGAUGAGUUCUAUAUUGGGCAGAUCCCUCUGAAGGAAGUGACUUUUGCCAGACUGAACGACAACGUGCGGGAGACCUUCCUGAAGGACAUGUGCCGGAAGUAUGGCGAGGUGGAGGAGGUGGAGAUCCUUCUCCAUCCCCGCACUCGCAAGCACCUGGGCCUGGCCCGAGUGCUCUUCACCAGCACUCGGGGAGCCAAGGAGACGGUCAAAAACCUCCACCUUACCUCCGUCAUGGGCAACAUCAUCCACGCCCAGCUCGACAUCAAAGGACAACAACGAAUGAAGUACUAUGAACUGAUUGUCAAUGGCUCCUACACCCCUCAGACCGUGCCCACUGGGGGCAAGGCCCUGAGUGAGAAGUUCCAGGGCCCUGGUGCAGCCGCUGAGACGACUGAGUCCCGCCGCCGCGCCUCCUCUGACACAGCUGCCUACCCAGCAGGCACUGCUGUGGUGGGCACUCCUGGCAAUGGCACCCCCUGCUCCCAGGACACAAGCUUCUCCAGCAGCCGACAAGACACCCCAUCUUCCUUCGGCCAGUUCACCCCUCAGUCCUCCCAAGGAACCCCCUACACGUCUCGGGGCAGCACCCCCUACUCUCAGGACUCUGCCUACUCCAGCAGCACCACUUCAACCUCCUUCAAGCCCCGGCGGUCCGAGAACAGCUACCAAGAUUCCUUUUCCCGCCGCCAUUUCUCUGCGUCUUCAGCCCCCACGACCACCUCUGCAGCCAUCUCUGCCACCACUGCAGCCACCGCCACCUCGGCCACCUCUUCCUCCUCAUUGUCCUCGUCCUCCUCGUCCACUUCUUCCUCAUCCUCUCAUUUUCGUGGUUCUGACUCAAACUACCCAGCAUAUUAUGAAAGCUGGAAUCGCUACCAACGCCAUUCUUCCUACCCACCCCGCCGGGCAACUCGGGAGGAACCCCCCGGGGCACCUUUUGCUGAAAAUACAGCUGAGCGCUUCCCACCUUCCUACACCUCCUAUUUGCCCCCUGAGCCCAGCCGCCCCGCUGACCAGGACUACCGGCCUCCUGCCUCAGAGGCUCCACCCCCGGAGCCUCCAGAACCUGGUGGAGGUGGUGGUGCUGGGGGGCCCAGCCCUGAGAGGGAAGAAGCUCGGACCUCCCCCCGCCCAGCCUCACCGGCCCGCUCCGGCUCCCCAGCCCCGGAGACCACCAACGAGAGUGUGCCCUUUGCUCAGCACAGCAGCCUGGAUUCCCGCAUUGAGAUGUUGCUGAAGGAGCAGCGCUCCAAGUUUUCUUUCCUGGCCUCUGACACAGAGGAGGAGGAAGAGAACACCACAGGCCCUGGGGCUAGAGACACGGGGAUUGAGGUGCCUUCUGGUUCAGGUCACGGGCCCUGCACGCCGCCUCCAGCCCCAGCUAAUUUUGAGGAUGUGGCACCUACAGGGAGUGGGGAACCAGGGGCGACCCGGGAGUCUCCCAAGGCCAACGGACAGAACCAGGCGUCUCCAUGCUCUUCUGGAGAGGACAUGGAGAUCUCCGAUGACGACAGGGGCGGCUCACCCCCUCCGGCCCCAACCCCCCCCCAACAGCCUCCCUAUGACUUUGUGAACUCCCUAGAGCUCAUGGAUCGACUUGGGGCUCAGUGGGGAGGAAUGCCCAUGUCCUUCCAGAUGCAGACCCAGAUGUUAACUCGGCUCCACCAGCUGCGGCAGGGCAAGGGAUUGACUGCUGCCUCGGCUGGUCCCCAUGGUGGGGCCUUUGGGGAGGCCUUCCUCCCAUUCCCACCCCCACAAGAGGCAGCCUAUGGCUUGCCCUAUGCUCUGUACACACAAGGGCAAGAAGGCCGAGGGGCAUAUUCCCGGGAGGCUUACCACCUGCCUUUGCCCGUGGCAGCUGAGCCCCUGCCCUCUUCACUCUCGGGAGAGGAGGCCCGACUACCUCCAAGGGAGGAAGCAGAGCUGGCAGAGGGCAAGGCCCUGCCGGCAGCAGGCACUGUGGGCCGCGUGCUGGCCACCCUCGUCCAGGAGAUGAAGAGCAUCAUGCAGCGAGACCUCAACCGCAAGAUGGUGGAAAAUGUGGCCUUUGGCGCCUUUGACCAGUGGUGGGAGAGCAAGGAAGAGAAGGCCAAGCCAUUCCAGAACGCAGCCAAACAGCAAGCCAAGGAGGAAGAUAAAGAGAAGACAAAGCUCAAAGAGCCAGGCCUGCUGUCCCUCGUAGACUGGGCGAAGAGUGGGGGUACCACAGGCAUCGAGGCCUUCGCCUUCGGGUCAGGACUGCGGGGGGCCCUGCGGCUGCCUUCUUUCAAGGUAAAACGAAAAGAGCCUUCAGAAAUUUCCGACGCCAGUGAGGAAAAGAGGCCGCGGCCUUCCACUCCCGCUGAGGGAGACGAAGAUGACCCUGAGCGAGAGAAGGAGGCCGGAGAGUCAGGGCGUGCAGGGACCAAGCCCCACAAGCGAGAUGAAGAGCGAAGCAAGACCCAGGGCAAGCACCGCAAGUCCUUUGCUCUGGACAGCGAGGGGGAGGAGGCAUCCCAGGAGUCCUCCUCGGAGAAGGAGGAGGAGGAAGAUGAGGAAGAUGAGGAAGAUGAUGAUCAUGAGGAAGCCAUGGGUACUGCAAAGAAGGAGACAGAGGCCUCAGAUGGCGAGGACGAGGGAAGCGAUUCGUCCUCCAAAUGUUCUCUGUAUGCUGACUCAGAUGGUGAAAAUGAUAGCACCUCGGACUCAGAGAGUGGCAGCUCGUCCAGCUCCUCGUCUUCCUCAUCUUCCUCCUCAUCCUCCUCCUCGUCAUCCUCAUCUGAGUCUUCUGAAGAAGAAGAAGAGGAAGAAGAGCAGCCAGCAACCAUCUCCUCAGUGUCGCCGCCACCUAGAGACGUCCCUGUGCCCCUGCCAGCACCUGUGGAGGAACCCAAGCCAGAGAGGAUCGCAGGCUCCCCCGUCACACUGCUCCCUGAACAGAAGUCUCCAGCAAGGCCUGCAGGUGCCACUGAGGAACCAGCACCCAGUGUGCCCCAGCCUCCCCCAGAGCCCCCGGCUGGGCCCUCAGCCCCUGCUCCCUGCCCCGACGAGCGCCCCUCCUCUCCGAUCCCCCUCUUGCCCCCACCCAAGAAACGCCGGAAAACCGUCUCCUUCUCUGCUGUGGAGGAAGUGCCAGCCCCAGAACCUUCCCCAGCUGCCCCACAGCAGGUCAAGGCUCCUGGCCCCAUCUCCCGCAAAGCCCCCCGGGGCGUGGAGCGGACCAUUCGCAAUUUGCCCCUGGACCACGCAUCUCUGGUCAAGAGUUGGCCCGAGGAGGUGUCCCGAGGAGGUCGGAGCCGGGCUGCAGGCCGAGGCCGCUCUACCGAGGAAGAGGAGGCUGAGCCAGGGACAGAAGUGGACCUGGCGGUGCUGGCCAACCUGGCCCUGACCCCAGCCCGACGUGGGUUGGCUGCCUUGCCUAUUGGCGAUGACUCAGAGGCCACAGAGACAUCGGACGAGUCGGACCGCCUGGGCCCUCUGCUCAGCCACAUCCUCCUGGAGCACAACUAUGCCCUGGCCAUCAAGCCUCAGCCCUUCAUACCGUCCCCUCGGCCGCUGGAGCCAGUUCCUGCCCCUGCAGCCCUCUUCAGCUCCCCAGCAGAUGAGGUCCUGGAGGCCCCUGAGGUGGUGGUAGCUGAGGCAGAGGAACCAAAGCAGCAGGAGGAGGGUGAGGAGGAGGAGGAGGAGGAGUCCGAGUCGUCUGAGAGCAGCAGCAGCAGCAGCAGCAACGGGGAGGGGGCUGUCCGGCGGCGCAGCCUCCGUUCCCACACUCGGCGCCGGAGGCCACCACCGCCACCCCCUCCCCCACCGCUUCCCACCUUUGAACCCCGCAGUGAGUUUGAGCAGAUGACCAUCCUGUAUGACAUUUGGAACUCAGGCCUGGAUUCGGAGGACAUGGGCUACCUGCGGCUCAUGUAUGAGCAGCUGCUGCAGCAGACGAGCGGGGCUGACUGGUUGAACGACACCCACUGGGUCCAUCACACCAUCACCAACCUGAGCGCCCCCAGACGCAAGCGGCGGCCCCAGGACGGGCCCCGGGAGCACCAGACGGGCUCGGCCCGCAGCGAAGGCUACUACCCCAUCAGCAAGAAGGAGAAGGACAGGUACCGGGACGUGUGCCCUGUCUCAGCCCGGCAGCUGGAAGGGGCGGACACUCAGGGGACUAACCGUGUGCUUUCGGAGCGCCGAUCUGAGCAGCGGCGGCUGCUGAGUGCCAUUGGCACCUCCGCCAUCAUGGACAGUGAUCUGCUGAAGCUAAACCAGCUCAAGUUCCGGAAGAAGAAGCUCCGAUUCGGCCGGAGCCGGAUCCACGAGUGGGGUCUGUUUGCCAUGGAACCCAUCGCAGCUGAUGAGAUGGUCAUUGAAUAUGUGGGUCAGAACAUCCGCCAGAUGGUGGCCGAUAUGAGGGAGAAGCGCUACGUGCAGGAGGGCAUUGGCAGCAGCUACCUGUUCCGGGUGGACCACGACACCAUCAUCGAUGCUACCAAGUGUGGCAACCUGGCGAGGUUCAUCAACCACUGCUGCACGCCCAACUGCUAUGCCAAGGUGAUCACCAUCGAGUCCCAGAAGAAGAUCGUGAUUUACUCCAAGCAGCCCAUCGGCGUGGACGAGGAGAUCACCUACGACUACAAGUUUCCGCUGGAGGACAACAAGAUCCCGUGUCUGUGCGGCACCGAGAGCUGCCGGGGCUCCCUCAACUGAGGUGGGCAGACGGGCGCCCACACCCCUAUUUAUUCCCCUUGGUGCCCUGAGCUCCCAGCACCCCAGCCUUAGUGGGCUCAGGAGGGCCCACAUGCCCCCAUCUCUGAAUAUGGAGUUGGGCCCCUGAGCCCUGCCAGGGAGCCUCAGUCCCUUAAGGCAGUGUCUGCCUCCCCUGUCACCCCUGCCACCCACCCCCUAAUUUUUUUCUUUGCGGAGAAGAAGCUGUAAAUGUUUUGUAGCUGCCAGAGCUGUUUCCUGUGGAAACCUGGGGUGCCAGCCUGUAUAGAUCCUGUUCUCGGGGCUGCACAGCCCUCUUGCUUUGUGUUCAUGGGGACUUCCCUUCUGUGCCCUGCGUGCACCCCUCCCCAGUUUAGGGGUCUCUAGGGGCAGUGGCCAUGUUCUCCCCCUGGGGAGGGGGGCCCUGUGCCUCCCAGUCCUGGGGACUCCGUGCCUGGAACCCUGCCUCAUUUUUUGUUCCUGCCAGACCCUGUGGGUCACCCUUCUACCCUGGUGUCUGUAAGCUCUGGUUGGGCCAGGCCAGGAUGGCGGGAGGAGCGGGCCCUUCCUGUUGGGCUGGAUUGUACAUGUUAACAGCAAAGACCCAAUGCCACAUUUUUAUAAUUGUGAUUAAACUUUAUUGUACAAAAA
Messenger RNA from Myotis brandtii (Brandt's bat), 6241 nucleotides. RefSeq names its product SET domain containing 1A (gene SETD1A). The record is from RefSeq and is a predicted model, not a curated record. The transcript is spliced from 19 exons. Gene Ontology annotation, cellular component: Set1C/COMPASS complex. The coding region runs from base 665 to 5593 and encodes 1642 amino acids. NCBI's taxonomy places the organism in Eukaryota, Metazoa, Chordata, Mammalia, Chiroptera, Vespertilionidae. Gene Ontology annotation, molecular function: protein binding; RNA binding; histone H3K4 methyltransferase activity.